Molecule: messenger RNA, 411 nt
Organism: Ahaetulla prasina
Lineage: Eukaryota; Metazoa; Chordata; Lepidosauria; Squamata; Colubridae
Product: fat storage-inducing transmembrane protein 1-like
Exons: 2
Biological process (GO): lipid droplet organization; lipid storage; phospholipid biosynthetic process
Cellular component (GO): endoplasmic reticulum membrane
Source: RefSeq, a predicted model, not a curated record
ACAUCCGCCGAAAGUAGAGGCGCCGGCCUCUGGCUAGGCGCCACCGAAGCCUUCCUGCUGAUCGAGAACCUAACCGGCUACUGCUUUGACCCCGUGCCGGAAGGGAUCCUGGUGAAUGGCCUGCCGGACAAGUGGACGUGUCUCCACAAAGGCCACAAAUGGCACGGCUACGACGUCUCGGACCACACCUUCCUGCUCACUUUCUGCUGCCUGCUGAUGGUGGAGGAGACGGCCAUCUUCCGGCGUUACCUGGCCCAGGGUCACCCCGCCGGAGUCCCGCUGCGCCUCAUUUUCCUGCUUAACGUCCUCCUCCUCUGGAAUUUCCUGCUGGCAUCCGUGGACUUCAGUGCCCAGAAUCCCCUUAGCCGACCUGCCUGCCUGCCUGCCUGCCUGAGGAAUUCUGGAUCUUGA